Molecule: messenger RNA, 733 nt
Organism: Zymoseptoria tritici IPO323
Lineage: Eukaryota; Fungi; Ascomycota; Dothideomycetes; Mycosphaerellales; Mycosphaerellaceae
Exons: 4
Coding region: 119-733 (204 amino acids)
Molecular function (GO): metallopeptidase activity
Source: RefSeq, a predicted model, not a curated record
AUUCAACGACGAUUUCAUCACAAAGCGCAUAGACGCACGGAACCCACAGUCAUUCCAGAUCAACACAUACGUUCAUGUCAUCACCACGACGGAGAAGAACGACAUAUAUCCCAUAUCAAUGGUCAACGAGCAGAUCGAAGCUAUGAAUCGGGCUUUCGCGCCUUCCUUCACCUUCUACCUCGUCUCGGCCGACCUAACAACGAAUGACAUCUGGGCAACUCAUGAUGAUGAUGACUUUGAGCUUGAAUACAAGUCGCUCUUGAAGAGGGGUCACGGCUACGGCGAGCUCGAUCUCUACUUCUUAAGCGAUCUCGGCCGAGCUACUCAGUCAACCCUGCUCGGCACUUGCUACAUGCCAGGAGACAGCCCAUCCGAAGAGGAAGUCAUGCUAGACGGGUGCACAAUACUCGCCGGAACGAUGCCGGGAGGAGAGACAGAGAGAUACAAUCUGGGAGCCACGGCCAUCCAUGAGACCGGACAUUGGCUCGGUCUCUACCACACGUUUCAAGGCGACAGCUGCGACGGACCGGGCGAUUUUGUCUCGGACACGCCUAAGCAGAGAGUAGCCACAGACGGCUGCCCAGCACACCAAGAUACCUGCUCGGGAGAUCCAGGCCUCGAUGCAACGUACAACUAUAUGGAUUACAGUGAUGACCGCUGUUUGAGCGAUUUUACUCCACUGCAGAGAGUGCGGAUGCUACACUCAUACGGCGCGAUGCGCUGGCGCAGAUAG